UUCCUUGACCUGCUUUGAUCUUCCUCCUCCAUCUAGCAUCACAGCUGUGCUUAGACCGCAAGAUUCUCAAUCGCCAUCAUCGCCCCCGCUCCGCUCUGCUCCUUUUUCUUGAAAACCCAGAAACAUCCUUGAUCCCCAGCCCCAUCGGCGGAUCAAGAGACGACAAGAACCGCCAUGUUCCUUCUGGACUGGUUUUACGGGGUCCUCGCCUCCCUCGGCCUCUGGCAGAAGGAGGCCAAGAUCCUCUUCCUGGGCCUCGACAAUGCCGGCAAGACCACGUUGCUCCACAUGUUGAAGGACGAGAGAUUGGUGCAGCACCAGCCGACCCAGCACCCGACGUCGGAGGAGCUCAGCAUCGGGAAGAUCAAGUUCAAGGCUUUUGAUCUGGGUGGUCAUCAGAUCGCUCGCAGAGUUUGGAAAGAUUACUAUGCAAAGGUUGAUGCAGUGGUAUACUUGGUGGACGCCUACGACAAGGAGAGGUUUGCAGAAUCAAAGAGGGAGCUUGAUGCCCUCCUUUCAGAUGAAGCUCUUGCUAAUGUGCCUUUCCUCGUGCUUGGGAACAAGAUAGAUAUCCCGUAUGCAGCUUCGGAGGACGAGCUACGGUAUCAUCUAGGGCUCACCAACUUCACGACUGGCAAAGGGAAAGUGAAUCUCGCAGAUCAGACCGUUAGACCCCUUGAAGUGUUUAUGUGCAGCAUCGUCCGCAAGAUGGGCUACGGUGAGGGGUUCAAGUGGGUGUCACAGUACAUCAAAUAGAGAGCAGAUUUGAUGGGGUUAGUAAAUGUGGUGUAUUCAUGUAGUUCUUCUCUCUCUCUCUGCAAUAUUGCAGAGUCAAUUUUUAAUGAGAAAGAAACCAAAUCAUCUGAUUGCUUCUAAUUUAUAUUGGAAACAUAAGCACAUAGAGAGUUCAUGAUCCAUGACAUUCAUGAUUUAUGCGAAUUAUUGGUCCUGUUUCUGGAUAGACAUAUUUUCUUUAUCUAAGGACCAUAGAUUAUCAGUCACUUUUUUUCCAGCUUGUAUUGAAACUCAGUCAUUGCUCCACGAAUGAAGUACUCUGCCUGGACUAUAAGUUUAUAAUAAUAAAGCUGGUAUUUCUGGUU
Messenger RNA from Eucalyptus grandis, 1100 nucleotides. Its product is annotated as GTP-binding protein SAR1A. The record is from RefSeq and is a predicted model, not a curated record. Gene Ontology annotation, molecular function: GTP binding; GTPase activity. Gene Ontology annotation, biological process: membrane organization; vesicle organization; intracellular protein transport. Gene Ontology annotation, cellular component: endoplasmic reticulum exit site; COPII vesicle coat. The coding region runs from base 175 to 756 and encodes 193 amino acids. Lineage: Eukaryota; Viridiplantae; Streptophyta; Magnoliopsida; Myrtales; Myrtaceae. The transcript is spliced from 3 exons.